AUGGGAAAGAAGAAACCAGAUAGUUUCUUAAGUUAGAUGUCUAAAUUGUUUAAUGGUGAGAAAAUCAUCAAAUUAACUAUCAAGAGAAAUUUGAAAGAGCAAUAUCCACAACUUCGCAAGAGAUUAAGAAGAAAAUAGAAGUAACAAUUGUUGGGCGAAAUCAAAUAAGCUAACGAUGUGAAUGAAAUCAUCAUUAGAUCGUAGACUCAAAAACUAACAAUUUCUACAUCUUCAAAUAAAUAAUAAAUCAAUAAAUUUGCCGAUUCAUUAUCAAACAUCUAUCGCUUAUAUUGUCAUGAUCAGUAGAAAUAAAUUAAAAAAAAACCUGUUUUAUUGCCCACACAACCCAAUGCGAAAUCGAAAACUUAGUAGAGAUUAAAAGCCAAAAAAUUGAGAAACAAAGAAAGACGCUAAAAAAGACACUAACUAUAGAAAUUGAAGAAGAAGGAUUUGCAAAGGCAAAAAACAUUUGCAAGCAAAAAAAGAGAAGAUCAAUAAUAAUGAUAUAUGUAUACGAUUUAGUACGUGUUAAAUUAAUAUUGUAA
This is a messenger RNA of Paramecium tetraurelia, 545 nucleotides long. RefSeq lists its product as uncharacterized. Gene Ontology annotation, cellular component: signal recognition particle. NCBI's taxonomy places the organism in Eukaryota, Ciliophora, Oligohymenophorea, Peniculida, Parameciidae. Gene Ontology annotation, molecular function: 7S RNA binding. Gene Ontology annotation, biological process: SRP-dependent cotranslational protein targeting to membrane. The record is from RefSeq and is a predicted model, not a curated record. The transcript is spliced from 3 exons.